GUAUGAGAGUUUUUGUGCUGCAACGCCAGAUUCGGGCUCACGCAUAAGAGGCCCAGUAUUGCAAGCCCAGGAGGUAACCGAUUUCAAGAGUCAAGCCCACCAAAGAAGUAUUGUCAACGUCAACGCCAACUAAAGUUGCCGCAGCUGGUCAAUGUUCUUCGCGGCAACUUCUUGCUCCCUUCUUCCAUUCACACUUCUCGUCAUCAUCCCAGAGUCCAACCCAAGCGGCCGCACAAUGAUAAACCGGAGCUAAGCUCCUGAUCCCAGUCCCUACAUCAUCUUCUUCAAUCGAAUUGGCUCCUCCAACUGCCGCAGGAUAAAUGGAGUCCUCCGCCGCUGCUUCUUCUUCUUCCACGCCGCCGCCGCCUGUUGUUCUUCCUACAGGGAAUUACGAGGUCUUCAUCAGCUUCAGGGGUCCCGACGUUCGCAACAGGUUUGCCGAUCAUCUCUACACCUCCUUAGCGCGUGCCAAGAUCCGCACGUUCAGGGACGAAGAAGAGCUCGAGAAGGGGGAAGAGAUCGCGCCUUCCCUAGUCCGCUCCAUCCCGGAAUCGAAGAUCUACAUCCCGAUUUUAACCGAGCGGUAUGCUUCCAGCAAAUGGUGCCUUCUUGAACUGGCUCAAAUGGUGGAGUGCUGGAAGCAGGGGAAGGGACACAUCAUCCUCCCCAUCUUCUACUUUGUUGACCCCAGAGAUGUGCGCCAUCAGCAGGGUCCUUACCAGCAAGCCUUUGAACAGCACGCUCACAAACACAGCCCGCAGAUUGUGAAGGAAUGGAAGGAAGCACUUCGAGAGGUCGGACAAAUGAAAGGAUGGCACGUCACUGGAUCCCUCGGCCACAGCGAGGGAGCUAUUGUAGACGAGGUCCUCUCUAAAGUUGAGUCGCAUUUGAGGAGUAUGUAUACAUUAGUGACCGACGAGUUGGUGGGGAUCGAUACUCUCGUGGGAGAAGUGACGGCACUGUUGAAUUUAGGAUCAUCUAACGAGAAAGGUAUCGUUGGCAUUCACGGUAUGGGUGGUCUAGGUAAAACUACUUUAUCUAAAGCUGUCUAUAACUGUUGUGAAGCAUGUACGUGUGCAUGA
Molecule: messenger RNA, 1082 nt
Organism: Linum tenue
Lineage: Eukaryota; Viridiplantae; Streptophyta; Magnoliopsida; Malpighiales; Linaceae
Source: the annotation of a GenBank genome assembly